Messenger RNA from Malania oleifera, 2280 nucleotides. RefSeq lists its product as uncharacterized. NCBI's taxonomy places the organism in Eukaryota, Viridiplantae, Streptophyta, Magnoliopsida, Santalales, Ximeniaceae. Bases 100 to 1842 code for a protein of 580 amino acids. The record is from RefSeq and is a predicted model, not a curated record. Gene Ontology annotation, molecular function: protein binding. The transcript has 13 exons.
GCCCUCUGUCAUAUCCUUCCCGCCGCUCGUUCCUUAUCUUCAUCGCCACCGCGCCAGCCAUUACAGACUCUGUGAAGCUCAGUUUGGAUUGAGAAAGAGAUGACGCUCAACAUGGGUUCUCCUUCGCUCUCCCAUCCCUCUCCUUUUCUCUCCAAGCUCUCUGUAUCUUCUUCCAAAACCAGCGCCAUCUUCUCUCUCCUCUUUGGUUCCAAUUCCCAAUCCUCCGCUUUCAAACCCCCCUUUUCUAUUUCCUCCGGCUCGAGGAUGAACUUCGAGGUGAAGGCCUCUUUGGGCGGUAACCGGAACGGGAUCGCGGAGAACCACAAUUCGGCGCUGUUGGAUGAUGAUUUACUUGCUCGCGUGUCUGCGGCGAAGGAUGCGAAUGAAGCCUUGGAGAUGAUUGGAGGGAACUCGAAGAGACCUACUGGGGGCGUUGUGGGUACUUCUGAUUGCUGUUCUAUUUUAAUCGCCGCGCUUGAGCGUAACAAUGCCCAUUUGGCGUUAUCGAUUUUCUCUGCCAUGCGUUCCAGCUUCGAUCAAGGUGUUAGCAACAGUAACAAUCUUUUGGAGAGAUGGAAGUGGUCCAGGCCUGACAUACGCAUAUACACAACAUUAAUUGGGGGUCUGGCUGCGUCACUGAGGAUAUCAGAUGCCCUUAGGCUGAUUGCUGAUGUCUGCCGUGUGGGAGUAUCUCCUGGUGAGGAGGUCCCUUUUGGUAAGAUUGUGAGAUGUCCUAGAUGUUUGAUGGCUGUUGCAGUUGCACAACCCCAACAUGGGAUUCAGAUAGUGUCUUGUUCCAAGUGCCGCUACCAGUAUGAGCUUGUUUCUGGAGACAUAGUUAGUAUUGAGUCACAAGAAAUCAGCAUGGAUGUUCCAGCAUGGGAAAGGACCCUAAACUUCCUGCAGAUAAUGAAAGAAAGCAGUCCAGCUGCCGUUCACUCCAUUGUGGUGCAGAUUCCUUCUGGGAUGGCACGCACGCACAGGUUUGCUACUAAAACAGUUGAUCUCCCUGCGCGAGAAGGAGAAAGAGUAACCAUUGCUUCGGCAGCUCCAUCAAGUGUUUUUAGAGAGGUGGGGCCCUUCAAAUUUAGUCCAAAAGACAUGAAGUUCUAUCCUGGAGAGCCUCUGUCACUCACAAACCACAGAGAUGGGCGGGAAUCAUUAUUAUUGAGAGCACCCCUUAAAAAUGGAAGCUCCUCCUUACUGAACCCUUCCACCCUUUUUCCACUUCUUGCUGUGCUGGCUACUGGUGAUGCUGCCUCUGGAAUUAUUGAUCCCAACUUGCCUCGGUUCAUUUCAGUUGCUGCAGUUGCAUCUUUUGCUCUUGGAGCUACUAUAAACACAGUAGUUUUGCCUCAACUGAAUCAACUUUCACAGAAGUCAGUGGAGGCAAUUGCCAUCAAGCAACAACUUUUGUCUCAGUAUGACACACUUCAGUCUCGCAUCGAGAACCUGAAAGGAGCUGCUGAAAAAGAGGUUUGGACAUUGGCUCGGAUGUGCCAGCUUGAGAACAAAAUUGUUGUUGUUGGAGAACCUUCUUAUCGUGCUAGGAGGAGAAGAGUCAAAAAGGUGCGAGAAAGCUUGGAAAAUUCUCUUAGGGGACGGAUUGAACUGAUUGACAGCUAUGCUAGAAUUUCUUCAAUGAUUGAAAUUGAAGUGGAGAUGGGUUCUGAUGUUCUUGCCGCUGAAGCAGCAAGUAAUGCAGAAAGUAUUGCUGAACAGAUAGAACAGAUCAUGGAGCUAGAAAGUCUUGAAGAGAAAUGGAGAGUGCAGGUUGAGGCAAAUGACGAGGUCGAAAGGCUUCUUAGUUCUGAACCUAUACCGACAGAAGAGUCCGUUUAACUGGUGGCGAAGAAUAUGAAGAAGCUACACAUAUGUUUGUGUAAAGUGGGGGAGUGGUGGCUUCAAGUUAGGCCCAUGCUCCUCGUGCGGCAAAAGCGAGAUGUAAGUGAAUGCUGUCCUGCCUGCACGCAGACCCAACUUGAGCUUUCAGUCGCACCCAUAUCUAUGUAUACUUCAAAAGUGAAGGGGUUGUAAUUUUUGCUUGCAACAAGUGUAUGUAAUGUUGGACGGUGAUGCUGCAUCACCGUUGUGCGGAAUGACUUUAAAUAUAUAUAGGGCGUGGAAAUGCCUCCGGGGGGCGGCGGCAUGCAGUUCAUGCAAAUCUCAUAAAUUGGUAGUGCUGGUGCAGCAACUCAAUGGGAUCCCUCGCCUCUCCACAUUUACUUCUGCAACGGGUUGGUGCCCCUCGGAAUACUAUACAUUUGGCAUUUUCACCAA